UCUCAUAUCAAACAACAAAACAUAAGUAGAGACAAAUAUUCAUAUUUUUAUCACAAAAAUAAAGAAAGAAAAGCAAACACACAAAUGGCUUUGGCUCUGAGGUUCUUCACUUGCAUUGUUCUGACAGUGUGCAUUGUUGCAUCAGUAGAUGCAGAAAUCUCAUGUGGCACAGUGGCAAGUAGCUUGGCUCCAUGUGCCAACUAUCUAUCGAACGGUGGGGAGGUUCCGCCUCCGUGCUGUGCUGGAGUCACUAAGUUGAAUGGCAUGGCUCAAACCACACCAGACCGUCAACAAGCAUGCAAAUGCCUACAGUCCGCUGCAAAGAGCGUUGCUGGUCUUAACCCAAGUCUAGCCGCUGGUCUUCCUGGAAAGUGCGGUGUUACCAUUCCUUAUCCCAUCUCCAUGAGCACUAACUGCGACACCGUCAAGUGAAGUGGAAGUUUAAUUAUAUCAGCAUGUGUAUGGAGAGUAUGGUUUAGCAUAAAUAAAAUAAACACACGUCUAUGGACGCUGCUAUCACACUACGCCUUUGUCCUAUGGUUUUCCUAAGUUGUAUCUUAAUAUGUUUGAGAUAUGAUGAUAUCAUUGUAAUCCUAUGAAUCUAAUAUAUAUUAGCAUAACUUAUAUCCA
Messenger RNA from Raphanus sativus (radish), 630 nucleotides. RefSeq names its product non-specific lipid-transfer protein 3. Gene Ontology annotation, biological process: lipid transport. The transcript is spliced from 2 exons. Gene Ontology annotation, molecular function: lipid binding. Lineage: Eukaryota; Viridiplantae; Streptophyta; Magnoliopsida; Brassicales; Brassicaceae. The coding region runs from base 85 to 432 and encodes 115 amino acids. Gene Ontology annotation, cellular component: membrane. The record is from RefSeq and is a predicted model, not a curated record.